AUGAAAGGAAUUAUUAGAACCGGUGACGGGGGGCCGGAGGUCUUGAAAUUAGCGGAAGUUCCUGCCCCCACCCCUGGACCCACACAACUGUUGAUUGACGUAAAAGCAACCGCACUCAAUCGAGCGGAUACCAUGCAGCGACAAGGUAGCUAUCCACCCCCGCCCGGCGAAUCAGAGCUGCUCGGCUUGGAGCUCGCCGGGGUCGUUGCAUCGUGGGGGGAUGAAGUGGAAGGCUUUGAGCGAGGUAAUCGCGUGUUCGGUCUGGUCGGUGGUGGUGCUUACGCGGAGCAGGCGGUUAUCGACUAUCGCAUGGCAAUGCCAAUUCCUGACGAUUGGAGUUUUGAGAAGGCGGCUGCGGUCACGGAGGUCUUCUUUACCGCCAACGAAACACUUUUUACCAUCGGCGGCUUGCACGCUGGGGAAUCAGUUCUCAUUCAUGCCGGUGGCAGUGGUGUGGGGACAGCGGGAACGCAGAUGGCGCAUCAGGCGGGCGCUCGCGUCUUUAUCACAGCCGGUUCAGCGGAGAAAAUCGAGAGAAGCAAGCAGCUCGGUUGCACGGAGGGCAUCAACUAUAAGGAACAGGACUUUGCGGCGGAAAUUAUGCGACUGACAGACGGGGAAGGCGUGGAGUUGGUUCAGGACUUCAUUGGCGCGCCGUACUUGGAACGCAAUCUCUCGAUUCUCAAGACGCGAGGUCGCUUGGUUAUGGUCGGGUUGAUGGGCGGUGCCGCCGCAGAACUUAAUCUAGGUCAAAUCAUGCGGAAACGGUUACAGGUCUUCGGAUCGGUGAUGCGUCCGCAGUCGAUUGAAGAGAAGAUUGGGAUUACGCAGCGUUUUGUCGACCGAUGGCUGCCCCCUGCUCAAAGAAGGAAAAAUUCAACCGAUUAUUGA
Messenger RNA from Geodia barretti, 891 nucleotides. The record is from the annotation of a GenBank genome assembly. Lineage: Eukaryota; Metazoa; Porifera; Demospongiae; Tetractinellida; Geodiidae.